Molecule: messenger RNA, 1259 nt
Organism: Dipodomys spectabilis (banner-tailed kangaroo rat)
Lineage: Eukaryota; Metazoa; Chordata; Mammalia; Rodentia; Heteromyidae
Gene: Tvp23a
Product: trans-golgi network vesicle protein 23 homolog A
Exons: 10
Coding region: 64-702 (212 amino acids)
Biological process (GO): vesicle-mediated transport; protein secretion
Cellular component (GO): Golgi membrane
Source: RefSeq, a predicted model, not a curated record
GCCCUCCGCAGCGCAGCGCAGCGCGGCCGGAGCUGGGCCGGGGCGCCAGGUGCCCUCGGGAGGAUGAAGCCGGCCCUGGUGGACGACACGGAGGAUGUGUCUCUGGACUUCGGCAACGAAGAGGAGCUGGCCUUCAGGAAGGCGAAGAUCAGGCACCCCCUGGCCACCUUCUUCCACCUGUUCUUCCGAGUGAGCGCCAUCGUCACCUACGUGGGCUGUGACUGGUUCAGCAGCAGCUUUGUGGGCUGCUUUGUCACCGUGCUGCUCCUCCUGGCCUUUGACUUCUGGUCGGUGAAGAAUGUAACCGGAAGACUUCUGGUGGGCCUACGGUGGUGGAACCAGAUAGAUGAAGACGGGAGGAGCCACUGGGUAUUUGAAGCCAGAAAGGCCUCCCCUCACCACGUGGCCACCACGGAGGCCGAGGCGCGCAUCUUCUGGCUGGGUCUCAUCAUCUGCCCCCUCAUCUGGAUGGUAUUCUUCUUCACUACCUUGUUCUCCCUGAAGUUGAAGUGGCUGGCCCUCGUGGUGGCCGGGAUCUCACUGCAAGCUGCCAACCUCUAUGGCUACAUCCUUUGCAAGAUGGGUGGCGACAGCGACCUCAGCAAGGUGGCGGCCAGCUUUCUGUCACAGACAGUGUUCCAGACGGCCUCUCCAGGGGAUUUCCAGAAGCCGGGGCUCGGGCUAGAGAUCCAUCAGCGUUAGGAAGCCUUGAGAAUCGCUGGCAUGUGAGCCUGGCCUGGAGAUUUCGAUGUGUGGUACACCCACCACACGCGGACCUCUGUCGUAUGGUGACUCGGGCUCCUCCAGAGAUUUCUGACGGACCUCCCGCUGACCAUGUGCACUGACCCCAGAGUGAACCCCAGCAUGAAGCUCUGCCUCUGCUAGAUUCUUCGGAUGCUACGCCAGCAAAGAAUAUCGGUCUAUGAGCUACAAGUAUUUACUGUCUGCAUCCCUUGACUGACAGUUUGGCAAUUCUGGUUUUAACAACAGCCCCAGGCCCCAAAAAGUACCUCGUAAAAUCUGAGGCCUAACCCACAGUCUUACUUUUUAACAGCUUUCCUGAGACAUGCAGAACACGCCAUACAAUCUGUGCACGGAUAGCGUUAGUGGCUGCUGUAUAUUCGAAGAGCUGUGUGCCCACACCACAAGCAACUUGAAGCCAUCAACUUCUGUGCUCCACCAAGAAACCAUGCCCCCAGCCUCUACCGAUUUGCCCAUUCUGCACAUUUCGUAUAUAUAGAAGCCUAUGAUCUAUGGUC